Molecule: messenger RNA, 1005 nt
Organism: Nelumbo nucifera (sacred lotus)
Lineage: Eukaryota; Viridiplantae; Streptophyta; Magnoliopsida; Proteales; Nelumbonaceae
Product: PRA1 family protein F3-like
Biological process (GO): vesicle-mediated transport
Cellular component (GO): Golgi apparatus; endoplasmic reticulum
Source: RefSeq, a predicted model, not a curated record
CUCCCUUCAAUUAAUUAUAGGCCGCUCUUCUGGCCAGUUCGUGACCAACUGACCAUCAAACAAAGAGGCUCCCAGUCUCUUUUGCAUCGCUUCCACCGGUCAUCGGCCGGCGCGCAUGCUUCCUUUUAUAGCAGCGGCAAAAGGUGAGGCCUGAGGAUCAAUUUUCCCGUGAGAUCACCGGAAAAUGACGACGUAUGGGACGAUACCUACGGCAUCGUCGUCUCCGGGAUCAAGCAGUCUAGGAUACAUUUCUCGCGCAAAGGAACGGAUAGUAUCGGGCCUGGGCACUCGGAGGCCAUGGAAAGAGAUGGUCCACCGGCACGCAAUAGGCAUCCCGGGCAGCUUCCCAGAGGCCGUCGGCAGGGUCAGAACCAACGUGGGUUACUUCCUCAUGAAUUACGUGAUCAUCGUGUUGGUGGUGCUGUUUCUGAGCUUGUUAUGGCAUCCCAUAUCGCUGAUCGUGUUCGUGGUCAUGAUGGCAGCCUGGUUGUUCCUCUACUUCCUGAGGGAUGAGCCUCUAGUGAUCCUGAGCCGUACGGUUAACGACCGUGUGGUGCUGAUCGUGUUAUCGAUUGUGACCAUCGUGUUGCUGCUGCUGACCCACGCGACACUCAACAUUCUGGUGUCGCUUUUGAUCGGAGUGGUGGUGGUGUUGGUUCAUGGGGUUUUGAGGAAGACGGAUGAUCUAUUUGGGGACGAAGAGUCGGCCAGGUCGGCUGGGCUAUUGGCUACUGGGGAUGAAACCAAACGCCCUCUCCAGGAGACUUCGUCUUCUUCCUCUUAGAACCAAUUCAACGAUCGAACACUUUUCUUUAUUGAUAACGGGGAAGGUUUAUUGAUUUGGAGCUUUUGUGUUUCAGUUUAAAGCCAGGUUUGAAAAAGAAAGAACUUUUACUAUUUUCUCCCCUUUUCCCAGAUUUGGGAGUUAGAGUUCAUUGUUGACUGUAAGCUUUGAUUGUUUGUUGCUUGUUUGCUUGUUAGUUGAAGUUCUCUCUCUCUCUCUCU